GCUUUCUCCACAACUAAUGCAUGCCCACAAUCCUUAACAUCUCUCUUGUCUCUCUCUUCAAUGUUCACAGUUUAUGGUAAGAAUAUUUUCAGGUGGUAUUCGUAAGAAAAAUGGUUAGGAUAGCUGAUGACCCACUCCACAAUUCCAUUUCCACAGAAGCAUUGUAUGUUCCUAAUUCUGAUAGAUUUCCAGUCACUAACAACGUUGUUCCCAAUGAAUUAUACCAUUACAAAGAUUCAUUUUCAUGUCGCGCAACUCGUCAAGCUGGGAACUCGUCAGAUUAUUUUUACUCGAAUGACGGGUUAAAUUUCCACUUCGGUGUAAUAUUGUUCGAUGCAGUUUUAGUCAUUUUGAUGACUCGCAUUGUCGCCUUUCUUCUCAGGCCUUGCAAACAACCCAAGGUUGUCUCUGAGGUCAUUGGUGGUAUAAUCCUUGGUCCGUCUGUCCUAAGCAUCGACAAGAAGUUUAAUGGGGCUUUUUUCUCAGCAAAUGUCAAGUAUAUCAUUGGAAAUAUUGGAACUAUGGGCUUCAUGUACUUCCUUUUCAUCAUUGGGGUUAAGAUGGAUCUCUCUGUGAUCAAAUUUUCGAGAAGGAAAUAUAAAAUGAUAACAUUGGCUGGAGUGAUCAUUCCUCUAGUCACAGGUACAAUAGUUGGAAACAUCAUUAGACCGUCAAUGGAUAAAAAACUUUCUAAACCUUCUUCGAUUGGAAGAGUUGUUUUAGCAAUGGCUGUAACAGGAUAUGCUGUCAUUUAUCCUAUCCUUCAGGAACUAAACCUGCUCAGCUCUGAGAUUGGGCAAAUGGCCCUGGCUAUCGCGAUAAUAACGGACGGAAUAGCGAUAAUCUUGUUGAUCAUAUCUGGGGCGCUAAAACAAACAGAUGUUGGUGUCGAUGCCGCUUUAUGGUACAUGAUCUCUGUAAUAGCUUUCAUGGUUUUCAGUGCUAUCACCCUUCAACAAGCAAUGAUAUGGAUUCUUGGAAAAAACCCCGAAGGGAAGCUUAUCGAGCAAGUUUAUGUGGUUCUCAUUUUGUUAGGGGCUUUGGUGAUGAGUUUUCUUACAGACAUGCUCGGAUUGGGCAUUGUUACGGGAUGCAUGUUGACGGGGCUUGUGAUACCCGAUGGUCCACCACUCGGAUCAUCAAUUGUGGCGAGGAGCGAGACAUUCAUAAUGAACUUCUUCAUGCCGUUUUCAUAUGUGUACAUCGGAAUGUCCGUGGAUCUUUCUGCAAUGACAAGUGUUUCUUGGUCUGGAUUGGCACCACUUUUUACAUUGGCUAUGUCAGGAAUUGUGUUUAAACUGCUUGCAACUCUUGUGACUUCUCUCUUAGUGAAAAUACCAUUUAGAGAUGCUCUUACUCUCACGCUCAUUCUGAAUUUGAGAGGUCAGCAGGAGUUCAUGUUAAUAAUGCAUUGGAAGGAAAAAUCGGUUAUAGAAAUCCCAUCUUACACGAUGCUGGUGCUAUUGGUAACAGCUGUGACAGCAAUUGCCACGCCUCUCAUCAGAUUCCUCUACGAUCCAACUAGGCCAUAUAUAGUGAACACGAGGAGAACCAUCCAAUACACCCCUCCACACGAAGAACUUAAAGUAGUAGCUUGUGUCCACAACCAAGAUAGUGUGGCCACCCUCAUCAAUCUUUUUGAAUUCUCUUGUUCAUCUCGGAGAAAUUUGUCAGUCUAUGCUCUCUGCCUCACUGAGCUGAAUGGCCGUGCAGCCCCUUUGUUGAUAGAUCACGAGAAGCAGAAAAUGACUUUCAAUUACUCAGGUUACGAUUCCACAUAUAAUGCCUUAAAAAUCUACAUAGAAACCAAAAGGGACGUGAUGGAGAUCCAUUCCUUCACGGCAGUGGUUCCAAAGCAAACAAUGUAUCAAGACAUCUGCAAGUUGGCUAUGAUAAAAGAAGCCGAUCUUGUCAUUUUACCUUUCCAUAUGGAAUGGAGGGAUAGCGUGAGAAUGACUGAACUCCAUCAUCAACGAAGAACGCCAUCUGUGCUCUCAAAUGUGUUGGACCACGCUCCAUGCUCCGUUGGAAUUCUUGUUCACAAGGUUCACUUAUUGGGCCCCCUUUUUGAUCAUUCCUUCAACAGCUCUCCUCGCCAUGUUCUUGUGCUAUUUUUAGGGGGAGCAGACGCUCGAGAGGCACUUUUUUAUGCAGAUAGAAUUCUAAUGAAUCCGAAUGUGUUCCUUACGGUGAUUAGGUUCCUUUCUCAUCAUCAUCACAGAGAAUAUGAGCAAGAGAAGAAGCUUGAUGAUGGGGUGAUCAUAUCAUUUCGGGAAAGGAAUGGAAGAAAUAAACGUGUGGUCUGUAGAGAAGUUGUAAUGAAGAAUGGAGAAGAAACAUUGGCUACAAUCCAGGCAUUUGGUAAUGAUGUGCAUUUUGACCUAUGGAUCCUAGGAAGGCACAAAGGGAUCAAUCCAGUUCUCCUCAAAGGAUUAUCAUCAGAUUGGUGUGAACAUCUUGAAUUAGGAGUGAUAGGUGAUUAUAUCUCGUCCAUGGAUUUCGAUGGCACCACUUCUAUUUUGGUGGUGCAACAACAAACUUUGAGAGGGUAAUGAAUUCUAUUGUGCAGAUAUUUAGGAGUGUUUAUAAUUGAUCGGUGCUAUGUUUCACCGUAUGCAUGAUAAGGGACCGAAUCCAGCAGUUUCAUGAGACAACAAGCCCAGGCAAAUUGACAGAUUUGUGGUACUUGUUCUCUUAGGACCUCUGGACUAGCACAAGCGGUCGCAACUUGGAGAACUGAGAAGGUCUCGAGAGUCAAAACAAUGAAGUAGCUAGAUAGCAAAACUGGUCAAGGCAGACUUCAAUGUUUUUGUUUUUAUAAUUUAGACUAUUUGUCAACAACUUUUUGAUUUUCUACUAGAACCUUUUAGAUUCCAAAUUUCGACAUUCAUAUCCGACGGUGAAUGAUAGAAUUAUAGCCGAUAGUGGGUCAGAUCACUCCAUCACGUGUUUCACUCUAGUUUUUCCCCUAUCACAACCUCUUACACCAUGCCAAUGGAUUGUUAUACAAAGACUGUUACUUUUUCCAAUGUUGAAAGUGGCAACACCUCUUAAUUAUGUUUUAAA
Populus trichocarpa (black cottonwood) is the source of this 3066-nucleotide messenger RNA. Its product is annotated as cation/H(+) antiporter 24. Gene Ontology annotation, cellular component: membrane; endomembrane system. The transcript has 3 exons. Gene Ontology annotation, biological process: proton transmembrane transport; regulation of pH. The coding region runs from base 111 to 2552 and encodes 813 amino acids. The record is from RefSeq and is a predicted model, not a curated record. Gene Ontology annotation, molecular function: antiporter activity. Lineage: Eukaryota; Viridiplantae; Streptophyta; Magnoliopsida; Malpighiales; Salicaceae.